GCGAGUCUCAGAUGAUCGAAAACCCAGAGACCGUGCGGCAAAAUACUAGCAAGGAGAGUUGAGGAUUUAAUUGAUUAUCAAUUGCGUAUCUAUCUGUCAGGUGCAGAUCCUCACUUUAUUCAAUUGGAACAGUAUGUUGUAACCAAAAAGGCACUGAAAUAUUGGGUACAAGAGAAAACGAAAUCUGUUACAUUUGGGUAAGCUAACAGAAAGCACAGAUUUACAAUGAAGAAUACUUUUCUUUUUUCUAUACUGAUUGCAUUUAUGCUUUCGGGAGAAAGUGUAAAAAGGACAUCAAUUGCAAAUACGUCUGUCUCUAAACAUCUGAAAUCGAUUUUAAAUCCACAAAUUUCAUCCAUUUAUGCAAAAGCAAAAAACGUAAAAGAGAGAACAAUCAGAGAAUUAGUGCGACCUGUUGCAUCGAACAGACAACCAGUUAGGGAAUAUGUUUUGCCUGCUCCUGAUCAACGUCCUCAAAUAAGGCCAAGAAAUUUACAGCAUCAAGGUUUCCAAUCAGUUGCUGUAUCAAAUAUAUUUCAGCCUCGUUCGCAGAAAUAUCAUCAAGCAUUUGCUCUACCACAAGGUCCUGUACUUCCACAUGUACCAAGUGAUCCAAGAGGUUUCAGAAAUAUUAAUAAUAGGCCGCAAGAUGUUAUACGUUCACAAUUUGUAAUACAAAGGAAUCCCCACUUACCAAGAACGGAUAGGAUUAUAGAACGACCGCCUCAUGAAAUAAAUAUGGGAAGAGAGCGUCCAGUUAUACCUAAUCAUAUGAUUCCUGCCAUUUCUGCUCCGAGGCCGUACCCUGGCUCGCCUGAUAUUUUACCUUCCUCAGACACAAGUCAUAUUCUUCGUAUUCCUGAAAGGAAAACUCGUCCACCAAAAAAUCGUGUGAUUGAGGUAUAUCAUCAUAUACCAGUUCCUGGUUUGAAUACAAGAGUUCAACCAAAGAUUCCUGCUGUAGUGUACCUAUCGCAGAAUCCUAUUCAUAGUUUGAAGAGUGCAGAACAUUCUCAUGAAGCAUUGAAACAAACAACUAUUCCUCAGUAUAUGGUUUCAGAUCAAAGAAUAAUUCCUCAAAGAUUUUCUAGCAAACCAUCUAAAAAUCCAAUGAUGAUUGAAUAUUCUGGUAAUGAUCAUUUCCACCCUGAAUUAACGCACGAAACUGUAAAAAGUGUGCAUUUGAGCCACAGACAUCCAAUUAGCCUACACUCAGCCUCAGUUUCAGAAGUAGAUUCCCCUUUUGAAACAGAAUUUGUGGAAAACAUUGCUGUACAUGGAGACAGAAAAUUUCCUGAGAACGUUAAGAAAAUUCAGCAUAAAAAACAGAUAAAUUUGUUUACGCGUAAACCUGAUAUCAGCAGCGAACAAAACUCACCUAAAAAUAAAAAUUCUAAUCCCCUUGAAUCAAAAAAAUCAGAGAGCGUUCUUCCUAAAGAUUUAAUAAUUUCAGGAAAAUUAAGAAUCGUCCCUACUGUUGUAGGUCAUAAUUUAAAUAGAUCUGUAAAUAUAAAAAAAUACUGGGAUUUCCGUGAAAUGAACGCACAUGAAAUUCCUCACCCGCAAGUCAUGGCUUCGUCUUCACCAAAAUCAGUCAGCACUGAUCAACGACCUGUCUUUAGUUAUAGCAGUAAUAAUUAUCAAGGGCAAGAAUCGAUAGCAUCGUUGUCUGUUAAAGAUCAUUCUAAGGAUAACAGUAAAGCACAUAAUUCUAUUAAUGAAGAUCAACCUGAUACCAAAUUUGAUAAUUUAGAUAGUAUUGAUGGUUCUUCUAAUUUGAUGUUGCAGCCCUUUUCUUCUAAGCCUCACGACCACCAGACUAGCGUGCAAAAUUUAACUAAUCUUCCAGCUUAUUCAGUAUCUGAAGAUGCAAAAGCAACCACGAGAAAUCCAAUGGAAAUCAAAAAACAUAAUUCUCGAGCCAAAAUUCAAGUAUCUAAAUCUGAGCAGGCUACGGAUUCUCAUAGACCUACUACAGCUACGAUUAGAAAUUUAAACCCUAUUAGAAAAAGUACUCAAGCCCCUAAAUACAUUAUUACGAAUAUUCCCAAAUGGAAUUCGGAUGAAAUGAGAAUUCCUGUAAUAGAGCAUAAGGGAAAAUACGGCCAAAAGCGCACGACUACGGAAAGACCAAGUAAUAAUCAGUAUAUACUACAAGCCAAUCCACAGUCAAAAUGGGCUCAAAAUUUAAAAUAUGCUGCCGUUGAAGCAUUCAGAAGUAAUAUUCAGUCUACGCCGAGUACUACUAUUUCCACUUCUUAUAGUCCAAAUAGUUACAAAAAUAAAAGUCUGUCGUCUCUUUAUUUAAAACCCAAGGUAAUCGUCACACAAAUCCCAGAUAGCAGCUUGGUAUCCCAGAGUAACUUUGAUCAUAAAAAUCAACAAAUGAACAGUUUCGAAAUCACAGAACAAAAACUGCAAGCAAGCGUUAUUCAGUCACAUGAUAGAAUUGAAUCUAACACUGAAGUACCAAAACAAUAUUUCAGAGGCCCACAGCACAUCAUAACCCCUGAAGAAAUUAGCACGACUAUUUCAAACAGAUUUGAGAACCAAUUCACAUCAGAAAGAUCAUUCUAUAUUCCUACAACAAAACCUUCUCAAAGGAAAAUCACUCCCACAGUCGUCCCUGCUAGAUCGGUGACACAUAGAACUCAACAAAGUAUGAAACAAAAUCCUGUAAGUUCUUCGACUAAGGUUAAUACUUUGCAUUUGUCAAACAGAGUUUUUGGCAGGAGAAAUUUUACAAUGAGACAGCAUACGACACCUUCGACUUCUGAAAAGCCUACAUUUACUAGUCAUAAGUUUCUUUUUCAGCCAGUAACAAAAAGCACGCCAAAAGAUGAAGGAACCAGUACUACUGAAAGUGAUAACAGAAAGUUAGUUUUCAACUUUAGAACUGGAGCUAUGGAUAGUGUACCACAACCUGCUAGUUCAGCUGUGCCAAAAGUAACAUAUUAUCUGACAGAAAAUUAUGGAUUUAAAGCUCGACCUACAACUGAAAAUGUGAAAACAGAUUUCAGCUCUAGCUUACAGCCUACGAAAAGUGGUAUAGGUAGUUUCCAACUGUAUGAAAGUUUACCAAAUGCUACCAGCAAAGGUUUAUACAUGAAUCUUAAGCCAGUCACUAAACCAUACAAAUCGUACAGUACACCUAGUACAUCUACACUUUCAAGCAAAGUAACUGAAAUUAUAAAAGCGCCUACUAUCAGAAUUAGAUCAACUACACCCAAAAGUAUAAGUAAAAAUCUUCAAGAUGAUCAAAAACUGUCUGUUGCUACAAAAGCUGAGCCUAGAAGCACCACCAGCGUACCAAAAAGUACAAAAUUACUUUCUCAUUACAGUAAGCCUACAACAAUUAUUACAACAAGUUUCCAAUAUGAUAGUAAUAAGCCUACAACAACAACAAUGCAGCAUUCUGCAACAACAAUAAAAUCAGUUAAAGAACUUACUGAAAAUGUCACAUCUUAUGCUGAUCAAGAACCUCAGACCAGCCUUACUUUGGAUAUUUAUACCAACCAAACGGAACUUAGUGACACUGAAGUUACUACAGAAAUGGAUAAAUACGCAACAACGAUUUCAAUUUUACCCACGCCGUCCAACAUCAGCAGCGAAGUUACCACAGAAGCCAUCAGUCAGGAGCAAAUGAUUGUUGAUUCGUUGAGGUCAAUGAAAUUAAAGAUGCAAGAGAUGAUGUCCAAAGGAUUACGUCAUUUGAUGCCUUUGGUUAUGGGGUUGAGUUCAGAUGUUAACAUUUCUAGCGACUGUACUUUCUCCCUGUUAAGGUGGCUACGAGGAGUAAGGGCACUAGAACCAUGGGCUAUAAGAAUGAUGGAUGCAUCAAGUAAAGUUCCAGAGGGAAUUUUAUUUGGCACUUUUUCUACAUUUGGAUCCUAUGAUGAAUGCAUCGCAAUUAAAACUCCAAAGACCAAUUUACAAAUGCCCUUUACUGGUCAGUAUUGCUCAAUCAAUAUUCAACCAAACUUGCCUCAGAAUGAAAGACAUUUUACCAUUCAUAAUGCAUUCAGAAAGUAUCCAAAACUCAAACAAGUUUUUCAGGAAAUGAAUAUUGAAGAAGAUACAAUGGCUUAUUAUUACAUAUUAAAACACAGAAUUGGCAUAUGCAUGCCAUCAACAUGCAGUAUGUCAGAUCUUAAUAAUGUUACUGAAACAUUGGCUGAUCAUCUCAAGAUGAAAAUAUCUGUUGGACAUUGUGAAACAUCCGAAAAACCCAGUCUCACAAAAGGACAAAUAAUCAGCAUGUGUGGAGUGUUUAUCACAUUUGGUAUAGUUAUUUUGGCAACAAUCACUGACAUUCUUAUCCGCCUUAAAGCAGAACAUGAAAUGGAUUUCGAGGAUAUAGUUAGAAGGAAAAGUGCAUUAAGACAUUUCAGUUAUCUGUUCUCUGCUUAUGGAAAUGCAUGUAAAAUACUGGACACUUCAAUACCAGUAAAUCACAUUUCGUCUAUACAUGGAAUAAAAUUUUUAAGCAUAACUUGGAUAAUGUUAGGCCAUGUCUACUACUGUAAAGAUUACUUGACUUUGGCUGGUUUGAACAAAGUUCGUGAUUUGGGUGCAAAUUUAGCUUUCCAAGUUGUGCUGAAUUCUGGUUUUGCUGCUGAUACAUUCUUCUUUCUAAGUGGCCUUCUUGUUGUAUAUUCAACAUUUCACUAUCUGGAAAGCAAUGAUGGAAGUUUUACUAUUGUUGGUUUCUAUAUCCGAAGAUAUUGCAGAUUGACUCCAGCUUUUCUGAUGAUUUCUGGUGUAAUCUUGCUAGGGCCAUUAGCUGGUAGUGGACCUAUUUGGAAUGAGACUUUAGAACCUUUUGUUUCGGGUUGUCAGAAUUACUGGUGGACAAAUUUGUUCUAUUUUUCAAAUUUUAUGCCAACUUCCAUUACAUGUGUUCCACAUGGCUGGUUUUUAUCCUGUGAUAUGCAAUUUUAUGUAAUAUCUCCAGUUAUCAUUUUAGCUUUAUACAGACAUCCUAAGAUGGGAUUACUGUUUAUUGCUCUUGGAAUUUUUAGUUCUAUGGCUACAACAGGAUUUCUGACAUUUAUCUAUAACUUACCACCAGUUUCACUUUUCUCUCUUCCUGAUCCAAAAGAUAUUAAUGAAUAUUUGGAUACUGUGGGAUAUAAGCCUUAUGCACAUUAUGCAUCGUAUUGUAUUGGAAUGGCUACUGGCUUUCUUUUAGCAGCAAAACAAAAAAUAUCUAUUUCAAAAUGUGUUCAAGUAUGUGGCUGGACAGCUUCUACUAUUUGCUGCAUACUUGUUGUAUAUGGAACGUGGAACUGGAACAGUGGUGAUUUACCAGACUGGGAAGUGUCUGUUGCAUAUGCAACUACAAGUAGAACUGUUUGGGCUCUAGGAAUAGCAUGGCUAACUAUUAUUUGUUAUUCUGGAAGAGGAGGUAUCGUAAAUGAUAUUCUCUCAUGGCACGGCUUCAUACCUCUGAGUCGGCUUUCAUACCUCGCUUAUUUAAUACAUCCGUUACUGAUGUAUCUUUAUGCUAGUUAUGUGAGAGCCCCAUUCUAUUUUAGUCAAUAUGUUCUGGUUUAUCUAUACUUAGGGCAUUUGUGUGUAACAUUUGGACUAGCAUUUCUCUUCUCCCUAGCCUUUGAAGUCCCGUUUUUAAAUCUGGAAAAAGUUGUUUCAAAAUGCUUAGAUCAAAAUAAAAGAAAAAGAAGAGCAUCUUUUUCAAAUCAUCACAAUAACUGGCAACAUCCUGAACACCCUGAAUUAAAAGAUUCUGUUGUUUUGAUGCGAAGGAGGUCAGAUAAAUUCACAUCCUAGGCAUAUAAUAAAUUAAAUAGGACAUUAUAUUCAAUACCACUUUUUUUGGGAUUAACAGUUACAUUUUCUAGAAGUCACAGUUUUUGUACAGAUUUUUCUAUAGUUUACUAAUGUGAUUUCCCAAAUGAAUUUAAUUCACAAUUUUAUUCCCAAAAUAUGUUAUGCUGAAUAUUUUAAAUGAUAUAUUUCUAAACAGGUGGUAAUUUUUUUUUUACAUAUUUUAGUGCAAUUCUGUUUCUAAAGAAUUUAUUUAAAAUGCUGUGUUAUUUUUCUCAUUUAUGACAUAUAUAUAAUUUUAUUUUAGGGCUGUAUCAUUAGAGUUUUCUAAAAUGCUAAUGAAGCGACUGUCCAGAUUAAAUUUACAAAAGCAGAAGAAAGCAUUCAAUAAAAAUGUAGUUAAUAAUUCAAUCUUUAUUCAAGAAACAAUUUUAAGAUUAAAUUCAAAGACUAAUCAAGGAUUUUAGAAAAUAAGUUUAAGCAUUACUUUGUUGUGCAUUUUAUUAAAAAUGCUUGAAAUGUAAAUAACUUUCAGAUGAAACAAAAGAAACUUGAAAAUUAAUUGUGUCAUUUUAAUUAGCUGAGAAUAAAAAUUUUAAUAGAAAUAUUAAUUCAAAUUUUAGCAAUUAAUGGUGAGUAUCCAUGGUGUAAUUUUUAUCAGGGAAGCUUUCACAGAACUUCUACUUAAGGUAUAGAGCUGUGGUGUACUGUCUCAAAGCAUCUCACAACCAGUGGCAUAGCUAGGGUAUGGCAAGGAAGGACAUCUGUCCCUGGGCACAGCAUCCAGUGGGCAUCAAGUUGAUGUUACAAAAUUUUAGAAUAAAAUGUUUUCCAUUCUUGGCAUGCAGAAAGGGGCACCAAAUCUUCAGUUGUCCAUGGGUGCUGAAAACCCCAGCUAUGGCUCUGUUCACAACAUAACAAGUUCAUAAUUAUGAGAAAUAAUUUAAUGUGAUAUUGCUAUCAUAUUAUUUUGUGACCAAAUGAACAUAUCAUUUUCACUUAAGAAAAAUGUGAUGUUCUAUCUUGUAUGUUAUUUCAGUUGAAUAUAUUCAAGAAUGUAAAGGAUUAUUACCUACUUAAUCUGAAAACAUAUGGUACUAAUGCUUUCCAUUCAACUUUUUGAAAUGUUAAAUUUAUAUUCUUUUGUUUAUACAUAUUCAUUUAAAUUCAUAAAUUCAUCUCAGAUAUUUUUAUGAAAGGAACAUUUUCAUUGAUGACAUCUCAUCAUUCAUUUUCGUUUUCAUGAUCUACAUGUAUUACUUACUUUUGAUAUGUUAUUUUUUCCAUAAAUCACCACUUAGUAUAUAUGGAAUAUUUUUAUUAUUACUCUAAAUAAUGAAACAUUAUGUAAAUUUAUUACAUAAAUGAAAAUAUUGUUAUGGAAUAUUUUAAUUGUUUUCUAUCAUGUACCAUAACAGUUAUCAAAUGUUUUAAAAGUGUCUCAGAAUAAAGAAAUGUUGUUAUAUUGUAUUAUAGUUGCACUUUUAUCAAAUAUUUUAAGACAAUAUAUAUUAUUAUAAUUGAUAGUGACAAUAAAAUAUUUCAAGACAAUGUCUCACAAAAUAAACAAAUAAUAAAUAAUAAUUUAUCUGAAGAUUUUUUAAGUAUUCUCAAAAUUUUGCCCUUCCGCAAGGCAUUCAGAAAGCAAGCUUCCAUAUGUUUUAAAGUGCAUUGAUCCUUGCAGUGAUUGUUUUCAUAUCACUAAUUAAUUUCUUUGUGGAUUUUGUAUGCAUGGGCUCUGAUUGAUGAAGUAAUAACAAUGAAGAGCUUCAAGAAAAUGGGGAUAUCUAAUGUUCAUGAUGGUCCUACGUGUUGGAACACUGGUUAUGAUGGUGUCGACUUGCAAACUGUACCAGAUGACAUAGAUAGCAGUUCCAGCAGCAAUAACCAAAUCCUUUCAGAUUUCAUUUUUCCCAUAAUUUUCCCCUC
Messenger RNA from Stegodyphus dumicola, 7716 nucleotides. RefSeq lists its product as uncharacterized. The record is from RefSeq and is a predicted model, not a curated record. Gene Ontology annotation, molecular function: acyltransferase activity, transferring groups other than amino-acyl groups. NCBI's taxonomy places the organism in Eukaryota, Metazoa, Arthropoda, Arachnida, Araneae, Eresidae.